AUGUCGAAUUUCAACACGGAUAGUAGCGUUGCUAUUGAUCAGGAUUUUUACGAGAGUAGCUACAGCUAUGUUGACCAGAAAGAGCAGCCCUAUGGUGGAUACAGCUACGGUCAACAGUAUCCAGAUUAUGGACAAACAGCCCAACAGGUACCGACCUUCAAUUCCUAUCCUUCUGCAUCGCAUACCCAAGGGUUUUACGACUCGUCGUCGUAUGACUAUGGAGGGAACUAUUCUUACGAUUACGGAGCUUCGGGACCCACGACUAUGAGUUCAAGUGGAAGGGGAGGCUACGGAAUGGAAGGAUCGAUGAAACCGCGACAGACAAGCGAAGACUACACGAGUUUUGAAGACGAACCUCCACUUCUGGAAGGUACAAAUACGUGGCACAUGUGACGAUGUAAUUCAGCAUCUUUAAAAUUCAUUUCGUUACUAGGGAAAAAGUUGAAAUAAGAGUACUGCUCUCGGUAUUUUUGCUGAAUUUUGGACGAUACGUUCUGUUUUAAACGGCAUUCAGUUCAUCUAUUUUUGGUUUCUGGCCAAGGUUUUUAGUUUGGCUGCAGAACGUGACAGAUUGUCUUUUGAAGUACAAGUAUUUUUAAUGAGCUCUCGUGUUGUCUGAAUCAGUAACGCAAGCCACAUCUUUUAAGAAAACGAAAUCAAAGAAACAAUUAUUUAAAACAGGAACACGCAAACAUCCGACAAAUAAAUCUGACUGGAAGCACUUUACAUGUUUUGAAUCUUAAUAAAAGCCCCUUUCUUUCAACAGAACUCGGAAUCAAUUUUGAACAUAUCUGGCUAAAGGUUAGUUUUUUGCUUAUUGUCAGUGAAGAUAAACUGCUGUGUUUUAUUUUUAUAAAACAACAAUGACUUAAGGCUGGUACCUUACAAUAAUGCAGAUUGUAUGUUGUCAAGGUAUUGCUUUGUCAUGUGUGUACAUGUACCUGUCCUGUUCUUGUACAUAAUGCAUGGGUCUAACAAAUUUGGGUCUAAAUUUAAUUCCUUUCGGAGCAGGUGCAAAAAUGAGGAUAUCGCCAUAAUAAUGCUUUCAAUAAAUCAAAUGGCAGUUAUUUUUUGUGAGAUCCAUAAUGUACAGUAUGCUGCUGAGGUGUCAGAUGAUGUUCUUUUACUUGCAAAUUAAAGUUCUUGUUUAUAAGGUAACUGAACAUCUCAGUUUCAAGUUUACCACAAAAGUUUUGUUAUGGCAUAGUUCACCCCACAGUCUCUUUGACUCGUUGAUAGAACAUCAGAGCACAGAAUCUGGAGGCCUGGGAAUCAAAACUUUUUCCUUUGUCCCACUCCUGAUGAGACCAAAGAUGGCCAUCUUUCUCAGUGUUAUAUUUAUUUGACUUUUAUUAUCUCCUAUUAAGGCAUUGAAUACAGGACAAAGCAGAAUAAAAAUCAAACUUUCUAAAAAAAAAAUUGCAUGUAAAUUUAGAAAAAAAAUAUGUAAUUAUUCUUUUACUAGUCAUGUGAGAUUAUGAAAAUUUGUGCCAAGGUUAUUAAUAGUUCUUUUUGAGUAAUUGAAUUUUUAAUAGCCAUUAAAUCUCACUUUGCCCUCAUUUUCAAUUUUACAGACCCUAUCUGUUUUAAACCCAUUGCAACACACAGAAGCCAACAUCAUGGAUGAUACAGAUCUUGCAGGUCCACUGGUGUUUUGCUUGGCAUUUGGUGGAUGUCUUCUAUUGGUAAGGAAAAAUAGUUGCUUAUGAUCUAAUGCAUAACAGAGCAGAACAAUUUUCUGUUAACUCUUUAAACCCUAAGAAUGACUAGUUUCUAUUUUCUCCCUACAACAAUACCCCUGAGUCACACAUUAAGGUCAAGGGAGAAUAAAGGAAAUGAUCACCAACGAAAGAAGCUUUUGAUCAGUAAACAAAUUCUCCUUGUCAGCACCUUAGGAAGUGUAUAAAGAACAGUAAGGAGAAUAUGGAUACUGAUGUUAGGGUGUAAAGGGUUAAGUGUAGAAGGUAAUCCAGGACUGCACUGAUUUUGAUUUGCUGCCUUUCAAACUCGUUUCAUGCAUGCAUCAGAUUGGUUGAGAGAAUGAAGCAAGAUUUUUGCACUGAUCAAGGAAGGUAAGGAAGUAAAACCAGUGCAGUUCUGAGUUACUUUUGACUCUCAUUUGAAAAUGAAUGUCUGAGAAAAAACUCAGACUAUCAGAGAUUUUACUGUUCCUUGACCAUCCCAGAUUUUGCUGAUAUAUAUGGAGAUCACCAGAUAUUUGUUUUGAUGGAUUACAGACACCAUUUAAUUUGUGACUGGGGAUACUGGAACCAGUAAGAUGAUUGAUAGGGAGCCUAAACUAUUUUUGAUGUCCCCAAUAGUAAAAAUACAAGUUUUCAAUUAUCUUCAAUAGAUGCCAAUCAUCACAGAAAUCUGGGAGGAGCGGGGGAAUUAGAAUCGCUUCUAAUUUUCUUGAUUUGUAGCUGACCAUCCCAGACAAUUGGACUGAUGUCUACAAUGUCAGGUUUUCCUUAGUGUGAAAACCCUGAGCUGUCAGGAAACAGUGAGAGCCUUGAUCAUCUUGGAUUUUCUUGACACAUGGACACCAGUGACACAUAAUUGAAAAUUAUUCUAGACUGAAUAUUAUGUUUCCAAACAUAUAUUAAGAGAAUCUUUCAGGUAAAAAUUAAUCUCUUGCAUCUCUUUCAGUCUGGCAAAGUACAUGGGUUUGGCUACAUAUAUGGAGUUGGUCUGCUUGGCUGCCUUGCUAUGUAUGCCAUUCUGAAUCUGAUGAGCAUGACUGGAGUUGAUUUUGGCUGUGUUAUUAGUGUUCUUGGAUAUUGUCUUCUACCUAUGGUCAUUUUGUCCUGUAUCUCAAUUCUUCUUUCAUUACAGUAAGUGCUUCUUGAAUGCUAUACUUUUCUUUAAGAUACCGUACACUAGUUAAUAAUUGUGGUAAUAAUAGUUUCUUUCAAAACAAUACACAAUAUUAUAAUUGCCCUACUGGUAGCAUGACUUUUUAAUUUAAUGUUGUGUUAAUUGAUGUAGAUAGAGCUGAGCUGUUAAAAAUUAUCUGUUUUGCUUUUGGUUUUACAUAUGAUAAAUGUUUCUUUUUUUCUUUUUGCUGGACCAGUGUGAACAAAAUGUACAUUAUGUUUGCCACAGCUGUUAGAGCACAAUUACAAAUCAAAGCUAAAACCUGAGACCUUUCACAGACUUACACCCAUUAUAUCACAGUGGCAUUUACUAAAACCUUAAACAGGUCCUGGAAUGUGUUGGGAAGGGAGGGAGGCUAAUUGGGUAGUGGGGGAGGGGCUCAUUAUAUGCCAAACCAAGCACACAUACCCCUUACUUAAAUUUCCCAAAAUGGUAUUUGUAAAGAUAGUCUGCCUAGGACAGCUUCUCAAUAAUCUUAACAGUUUCAAGUGUGUUAAUUGUCAAUUUUUAAGGAGAAUGAGAAAGCAUCUGUUUGUUCAUCAAGCAUGAUCCUAAAAAAUUAUUUAUUUGAGGGUACAGCCCCCCUGCCCUCCUUCUCUGCAGUGCAUACUCCAGCAAAGAUUGGCAUCAACUUAGCCCUAAUUGUAUAAUUAUUUAAACAAUAAUUGUCUAAUACCUUUGAAUUGUCCUUUCCUAGGGGAAUCCUUGGCACUCUCUUGACAGCAACGACGAUAGGUUGGUGCAGUUUGUCAGCAUCAAAGCUGUUUGUGACAGUGCUUGCCAUGGAUGCUCAGCAACUACUUGUUGCUUAUCCUUGUGCUCUGCUGUACGGUGUGUUUGCACUUCUGACAGUUUUUUAGCAGCAAAAAAACCCACCCACUGGACCAUGAUCAAAUUUGUUGUUCUGCAUCAGUAGUUGGAAGAAAGGAUGGUGAAUUGCAACCAUAAGACUGGAGCGCCAUCGUUGGGGAGGUUAUAAUUUAUUGUUUAAUAGGGUUUAUCAUAGGCCCAUAUACACAUCCACUUCUUGGUGUUUCUGGCCCCAACUUGAAGCAACAAGGAAUGAAUGAUUCAGAAGGCUGGCAUGUCAUGAGCAGAAGCGAUUUAUUGAUAGUUUUGCUACAAAUUUAAACCGGGUAUUACUACUGGCGUCUAUUUGUGUAUAAAUUAACUUUGGCGGGGUAAAAAAGUGUUGUCAUGAAUUUAACUUUUUUCAUAAGGCAUACUCUGAUGUACUUACGCACAAUUGCAGCAUUCUUUCUGCCAACAAACCUAAGAGGAGGCGUGCGGCAUUCACUUGAUCUUUUCAUGUUUCGUACAUUUUAGCAGGAUAAAAAUCAAACAAUGUAGCAGACAAAUAUACCCCGUCCACAAUUUUUGUUGGGAAAAAGCAGUCACUGUUAUCAAUAGCUGGAAAAGAUUGGCUAGGUUGUAUAACUUUGAAAUAAGGAGUUUGCCAUUGGUUUGCCCUCUUUCUAACAUAGUUAUACCUGAUAAAGAGAGACUUAAAACAGUGGACAAAAGAUACAAGAGAGAAAGGAGUUCUCUUGCAGUACUGUGUAUUGUGUAAACUGAAAAAUUUGCGAAGGUUUCUUUCUGCGCGGACUAUCCGCAAAAAUUGAAACCCGCAGAAUUUUCAUAGAACACAACUAGUGUAUUUCUUUACUAAAUAACUCAGUUAUUAAAAAGUUAAUUCUCGUGAUUUGAUUCGCGUUGUAAAAAGGAUGUUGUGAAU
Pocillopora meandrina is the source of this 4612-nucleotide messenger RNA. Lineage: Eukaryota; Metazoa; Cnidaria; Anthozoa; Scleractinia; Pocilloporidae. The record is from the annotation of a GenBank genome assembly.